Molecule: messenger RNA, 8491 nt
Organism: Xyrichtys novacula (pearly razorfish)
Lineage: Eukaryota; Metazoa; Chordata; Actinopteri; Labriformes; Labridae
Source: the annotation of a GenBank genome assembly
AAUCACAUCCGAGUCAGAAUAAAAAUAUGGCGGCUCAAACCGGGCUGUCAGCGGUGGUAAGCCGCAGUGAUGUCCCCGUUUUCCCCCCGGUGGCUCUGUCCGCGGAGGCCGCUCCCUUCACCCCGCUCGGACGUGACGCCCGGCAGCUCAGCUCAUCGUCGGACGCUGAGAAGCAGUUUUCUCGCUGCGCCACGAAACUCAGAUCUAUGCGGGGAGAGUCAGGCCAACUCAGGGAGGAGCUCAACCUGCUGUUUGACCAACUCCUGUCUGAAAACUACAACAAAACCUUCGACCCAAGUAUCAACAUCCGACCAGAGGUAACAAUGUCAGUGUGACUAAUGAGCUGGUGACUCCUAAUCUGAGCCCACAUGUGGAGUUGACUGCUGGUUGUGUCCAUUUCAGGAUGUGUGCAGUCUGCUGAGGCAUACCAGCUGUAUGGUCCCUCUGAGUCAAGAACAUUUGGUCAUCAAAUUCUGCCAGCUGAUCCAUCAUCUACUGAACCAGCUGAAGGUAACAGGAAAUCUAGAGUAACAGUUGCAGCCUAUUAGUUUGUGGAGUGAUAAUGUCUGAGCUGAUCUCAAAUUUCUUCCCUGUUUGAGUCUUGUGCUUAUUUUCUGUAUCCACUGUUGCUUUAGGUCAUCAUGGAUGAACAUACAUUGGAUGUGAUGGUGAAAUAUACCACCAGUGCACUGAGAGUGUGCAGCACGUGGACACACUCAGAUGUCCUCUUGGCUCUCUCCACAGUAGUGUACGGUAAUGGACCCCAGAGCCACCAGGUAGACAUUAGGUCAAGCUUUUUUUAAAGCAUUUUUGUGUGUUUGAUGACUGAUGGAUAUUUGAAUGAGUUGUUUUUACAGCAUCUUAGCAGCUUGCUGGGUGAAGAUGGACUGCUGCUGAUGUAUAGUUCCCCAUCUCAGCCAAAUAUGGAGUUGCAGCGUGUUGCUCUUACUUGUAUGGCAAACAUUUGUCUCAGGUAGGCAUCAUGGGGCUUGACAUAUAGUCUGUUUAUAGUUGCAGUUAGGGCUGGGCGAUAAAACGAUAAUGAUAUGUGUCGAAAAUUAAUUUCCCUCGAUAUCAAUAUAAAACGUGGUCAAUAUGCUUUUCGAUAGCCGGCAUUCUGCCAUGUUUUGGUAGACUAUACAAGUAGUCAAUGAAAGGGGGAGUUGCUCCGGGUCCGCUUCACGCUGAACCAAUCAUGUGCUGAAUUAGAACCAAGUAGCAGACAAUUGCGUAGUAUCAGGUUGCAGCUACAUGCAACCAUAGAACUUUAACACGUGAAGCCGACAGGGCUGUCGGUGAGAAAAAAAGGAAAAUAAGUGCUACCCCUGGCAGAAAUGCAGAUGAAGGCUCAACAAAUGAUAAAAUCGUCGACAACACUGACACGAAAACGUCGGUGGUGUGGAGGUAUUUUGGUUUUUUGAGGUCGGACAUGAAGCAGAGUAAUAUGCACUGCAAAUUAUGUCGAGUACAUGUUCUUGCAAAGCCAGGAAAUACCUAACCAUUCAGUCCGCUUUCUCUAGCGCAAUGACUUGCGGCAAAAUGUCGAAGAGACACGAAGACCUCACAGAUACAGUUGCUUAUUGUGUUGCAAAAGACAUGCUACCAAUCAGCACUGUUAAAUUUAAUUUUUUAUAUCGUGAUAUAUAUCGAUAUCGACUGAUAUGAAAAAAAUAUAUUGUGAUAAACUUUUUCCCAUAUCGACCAGCCCUACUUGCAUUAAUAAAUGAUUAUAUUUAUAUUAUCAAUUAAAUGUAAUCUUAUUUUGUCUCGUUGAGCUGUUGACAGUCUCCUAUCAUCCUCUUUUCUGCAGGAUCCCUGGUCAGCCACCUCUGGAUGAUCACUACAGAAGUGUAUCAUUCAGUGUCUUCUUGAAAACACUGCAGUCACCAAAACCUCCCGACACUGACGAACUCUUCUACUGCAUGGUGUGUAUAACUGGUGCAAUGUUAUGAGGAAAUUUUCAGCAUGGAAAAUGUUAAAAAAAAUUAACAAUGCUUCACCGUGUGAUCUCUGUGCAGGUGAUCCAGGCAGCGCUGAAGGGACUGCAGUGUUGUCUCUCAGGUGGAAAGUGGAAAUUCGGUGGAGGGGAGGAGCUCGGGUCUGUGCUGGCUUUGCUGAAGGUGCCGGAUUGUUACACAACUGAUUUGAUUUUUACUUUUAAUGAUAUUUUAUCAUGAAAACACACAAGUCUUCAUUGUGGUAAUGUGUUGUCUGCAGAGGCUGAUGUUCCAGGGGGCUCCAGGUGUAAGUGUCGAGUGGCCAACUGUUCUUUACCCGGCAACUCUUCCCCAGUACGAGGGUCUCCCUGCACCGAAAUCAGCUGAACCACAAAAAUCUGCAGAAGGACCAAAAGAUGCUGCUAUGCCAGGAAAAACCACAGGGGUAUGUUAAUCCAGUGUUGAACUGCCCUGUGAUCUGAACUAUUUGUACCCCUUUUUAUUCAUUUUCAUCUAUGUCUUAAUAAUAAUCUUUAAUAAUGUCUGUCCUCAGAAUAAAAAGAGAAAAUCUAGAGGAAAAGGAAAGAAAACAAGUGGAGAGGAGAGCCGAGGUCAUGAUGUAGAGGAAGAUGACAAAGAUGACAAAGGUUUGGCCACACAGAAAAGAGGAGGAAGAGAGGAAGGAAGAGGCGAUGCAGAAUCCUUAUCUAGAUUCUCCUCCUUGUCCCUCUACCCCUCCUGGAAGAAAAACAGCUCAGACUCUGAGUUUUCUGACCCGGAGGGAAAUGCGCAGACCAAACUAAGGUACAUAGAGACACCACCACUGUUCCCACCCAGUUUGUUGCCCCUCAGCCGUGUCUGUCUUUCAGUUUGUGAAUCUCCCUUCCAGACUUUACCAUGGCCGUGUGCGUCAGGGAGCCCUGCACUGUCUGCUCGCAGUGGUAAAAAGUGUAGAGAAGAGGACUCUGUAUGGCUUCUGGUCCUCCUUCAUCCCAGACUCUCCUAUUGGGGGACCACCAUCUCUCACUCUUCUUACAAUUAUACUGAAGGACCCCUCGCCAAAGGUACAACACACCCUCUUCUACUGUGGGUUAUAUGUAGGUUUACGUCACAGUAUUUCUCAGUGUGUGUGUGUGUUUCCGUGGCAUCCAUCUCUUUCCUCUCUCUCCAGGUGCGCGCCUGUGCACUCCAGGUGUUGUCAGCCAUGUUGGAUGGCUCCCGUCAGUUCCUGGCGGUGGCUGAAGACACUGCAUCUCCUCGAACGUCUUACACCCCUUUCUCCUUUUCUCUGGCUACAGCCGUAAGAGAGCUGCACCGUGCUCUCAGUCUGGCUCUGCUGGCUGAAACCUCCUCUCAGACACUCACACAGGUCAUAAAGGUAUGAUUAAAACGGCCAAACAGUUUUUCUCCGUUCUCAUAUUAUCCUUUUAGAGUAAGAGAAUAGAUGUCCUUACAGCUUAUCUGCAUUUUUCUUGUUUGUUAGUGUCUGGCGUACCUGGUUGCAAAUGCUCCAUAUCACCGUCUCAGACCUGGACUGCUCAGUCCACUCUGGAAGCAGAUGCGUCCUUAUGUGCGCCACAGAGGUCUGUUUUUGAUCGUCCCACUAAGCUUUCUAUAUUCAAAAGAAGAUUCAACAAGCUUUAUUUUAACAAAGCUGUUCACUGUGUUUAGAUGCAAAUGUCCGUGUGUCUGUCCUGACACUGUACGGGGCCAUAGUGACGACUCAGGCUCCUCUCCCUGAGGUGCAGCUCCUCCUCCGACAGCCAGAGAGCAGCAGCAGCAGCACUGGUUUGUUCACGCCCCAAGACUCGACUCCCAUUUGGAGGCAGAGAGAUGGAGUGUCCUCUCCUUCUCAUUCAUCUGUGACGCUCACCCAGCGGGGCUCCUACACACACUCACCCCGUCUACCCCGUACGCCUGGGGAGGAGGACAGCACCUCACCGUGGCUGCUCCAGCUGUGUGUGUCGCUGGUGACCCAGCCCAGAGAAGACCAAUCAGACAGUGAGGGAGCGGGGACAGGAGGAGUUUCUUUAGAGCCCUCACCUGUCCGACUAGAAGCCCUCCAGGUGAGUGGGACAGGAAGUAUAAGAAAGAGGUCAAAGCAUGCAGUUAUGAAACCUGAUGGGCGUUGACUUUGUUUCAGGUCAUGUCCCACCUGGUGAGGGGUUACUUCUCUUUAGUGCAGACAUGCCUCUGUGAGAUCAGGCAGGUGAGUGCACGCUGCCUCAGGGAGUCUGACCCCUCCAUACAGCUACACGGGACAAAGGUAAUAACAACUUCAAACUCUCUUCCUGCAUUUCCUCCACAUCUCAUUGAUCAGAAUAAGAUUUGCUCACUGAUGUCCUGCGUUGUCUUAUGUCGUAGUUACUGGAAGAGUUAGGGACUGGAAUAAUCCAGCAGUACAGAGCAGAAAAUAACGUUCCUGAAAGUUCAAGGGUCCCUAUGAGCAAGGUGAGUAUGAGGAAAAGCUUUUCGUAUUUCUCAUUGCUGCUUUUUUCAUCAUUAUUAUUAUGAUUUCUUUCCUUUGACCAUAAUUAUUGGAAGUAAACAGCAUGUAUUAUUAUAUAACACUUUUUCCCCAUGGUUACAAAGUGUUAGGGAAAAAAUCUAAACAAAAACAAAAUGCGACAAAAACCAUCAGAUAAUUCAAUGAUUCAUAAAAGACAGAAUCUGGGGUCUCUUUGGUUACAAGCUGGACUCUUACAAAUAUCCCUGAUCUCUACAGGUGUUCUCUGUUGCCUGUGAGCUCGUGUUUUUUUGGUCUUUUGGGAAAUUAAUCUUGUAGAUAAUACAAUAGAUAGAUCGUAGCUUUUUCAAGGGUUGUAAGUGAGUCUUGGUAGGGAGAGCGGGUGAUAAUCUAAAAGGCAGAGAGAAUCAAGAGCAGGAAACAUGCAGACAAGGGCUCAGGCUUAGUGCAUGGGUUGCUUGUUUUAUCCGGUGAGCUACGUGGUUUUACCCACAAGAUGUACGGUUUAAUUUUUGAAUCUUCUCAUAGUUUUUCAUCCUUGUGAUAAAAGGAUCUGAAUUCCAACUUCUAACAUUUGUAAACUUCGAUGAAUGAGCAUUUCUUCCUUUCAUGCAUAUCUUGGAAUCAUAUAGGUGGUCCUGUUUUGGUCUGAAGUUUUGAGUGGUCCCUUGAAUGUGGCGCUGCAGAACGAACAACACCCCACGCUGCAGACGAGCGCCUGUGAGACGCUCUCCUCCAUCCUGCCACAGGCCUUCGCACAGCUACCAGUAAGUUUUCUAUAUUUCUAUAUUUUUUUAAUCUAUCUUUUUACAAUGUCUUGCACUGAUUUGGGUGGCUUUAAUCUCAUUGUACUGCAUAUAAUGACAAAAAAAGGCAUUCUGAUUCUGAUUCUGAAGUAAAGACCCGACUAUCAACCACAAACAAAGCAUUUUGUAGUAUUUAGUAACACUUACUUGCAAGGGAAAAAAGGCUUUUAGCAGGCAGAAACCUUGAGCAAGACCAGACUUGUGAUGAACAGCCAUCUGCUGACAGCAUGUUGACCCAAAAAUUUAAUGUUUUUUGUUUCUUUUUCUUUUUUUUCUUCUGUCUUUAAGGACAAGACUCAGCUGAUGUGCAUCACAGUUCUGCUUGGCUUGACCUACAGUGAGAACUAUCUGGUGAAGACUGCAGCUGUCAGAGCUUUGGGAGUCUACAUUGUGUUCCCUUGUCUGAGAGAGGUGAAGAAUUGAACCACUGAAUAACAUGCCUCUAAAUAUGAUACUACAAGAAUCUGUUUUUUUUUUUUUAACAAUGGUGUUUUUAUGCUCUGUCUGUACAGGAUGUGAUGUUUGUGGCGGAUACAGCCAACACCAUCCUUGCUGCCCUUGAUGAUAGAUCCCCAAAUGUACGUGCCAAGGCAGCGUGGUCCUUAGGCAACCUCACAGACACUCUCAUCGCCAACAUGUAAGAGAAAAUAGAUGCAAAGUUUUGAGUACAAUACAGCAUUCAAGUGUUCUUUGUAAUCUAUUUUUCCUUCUGUCUUUUUUUAAGGGAGAGUGUAGGUGUGGACUUCCAGGAAGAGUUAUCAGACAUGCUUCUGCUCAAGAUGUUGCAGGCAGCCACCCGAGCAGCAGACGACAAAGACAGAGUGAGAGCGACACAAAAACACUCACAUUCAUCUCUCCCUCCACAUUUUUGUUCUGACACACCACUUCCUUGUCGAAUCACGUCUUUGAACUUCCUCCCUUCUUUCAGGUGAAGUCUAACGCUGUGCGAGCACUCGGAAAUCUGCUCCAUUUCCUUCGUCAGAGCCAGCUGACCCGGUCUGCGUUUCAGCGCCCGCUGGAGGACGCGGUCCGUGCUCUGAUUAAAACUGUCCAAUCAGAGGCCACCAUGAAGGUCCGGUGGAAUGCCUGCUGUGCCUUGGGGAACGCCUUCAGAAACUCCUCCCUCCCACUUGGUGAGCAUUGGAUGAGCCUUAGCUGUGUAUUUCUUUUGUGCGGUCGUUUCUAAAGUUGGUAUAACUAGAGAAGCAAGUGGUCGGCAACCUUCAUCUCUCAAGGGGGUGUCUAACUCAGACUUAAUUAAUUUUACGGCAGAAUAUCCCUUUAAUUAGAUCACAAAGACGGGCGUGCUGUGAGGCUUUGUCACUUCAAACUUACAGCUCAUUUUUCUUUCUCUUUGUCAGACUCUGCUCCUUGGUCUCAUGACGCCUUCUCCGCCCUCUGCCAUGUUGUCACUUCCUGUAAGAACUUCAAAGUACGGAUCAAAUCAGCAGCCGCUCUGGCAGUCCCCGCCCACCGAAGCUGCUACGGGGACACAAAGCGGUUCAGCUGUGUGUGGCUUUCCCUGGCCAAGGCCCUGGAGAACAGUGAGGACACAAACGACUUCUUAGAGUACCGCUACAGCGCCAGCCUGCGACACACACUGUCACAAGCUCUCCUGCACCUGCUCAGCGUCAGCCAGUCCCAGGACAUGCUAGUGCUAGGAUCAUCACUGGCCGGGGAUCAGGGGAGAGGCAUCAGAGAACACUUAAUCAAAUAUGUCAGAGAGGAGGACGGAGGAGGAAAAGGAGGGGGAGGAGGAGAGGAAGGAGAGGAGGCACAAGGGGGUAAAGACACAGAGGGAGAUAAUUUCACCCCUCAGCAGAGAAUCAGAGGUCUGCAGCAGACGCUGAUGAGACUGAAGGAGCUAAAAGCUGAAGGAGAGGAGGAGGAGGGAGGUAAAAAGGAGUUGGUUCAUUUCCUCGAGGAUUUGCUAAAGACUUGUGAAGAACCUUAAAACUUUAAUUUCCUGCUGCAGCACUUAAAGCAAGUCUUUCAGCUUGGACUUGGAAACGCAGGGAGGGCAGUAUGAACCUUUUCACCCUCUAUAUUUACACAUUUUGAAAAAAAAAUAUGAUUUUGUUAUUUUUGCUUUGCUAGAUUGUUUUCUGUUCCAUAAUAUUAACUCCAUCUCCUGGAGGUGGUAUAGUAAGAUUUUCCUGUUCUUAACAUGGUGUCAUAAUGCCAUGACUGUAUCAUGGAAGGGCCACAUGUCUGUGAAUGAGAAGGCAACCCAGACUGAAUGCUGUGCUUAGCCAGGUUCUGCAGAUGAAUUUGGAUUCCAGGAAGUAAGGAAGAAACACAGCAAGAGGCAAGAGCUUUUGACCUGAACAGCUGCUUUACCUGUGAGAAGGAUGAUCAAAUGAACCAUGUAGAGAUUAAUUUAAUCCAUUAACAAUGUGUACAUAGAAAUGUUGCUGAUGUGCUACAAACAUUUGAUUCGAUCUGCCUCCUACGAUGCUGCUCCCCUUAAGUUUAGCCAAGAUUUCAAACACUAUGGAGAAAAAGUCACAUAACCUGAAUGAGUUAUUUUCUCUUUGUAAUGCUCUCUCUGUAAAAACUGUCAUAUCUGAAAGUGCAUAUGACCAGAAAUAUGUUUGACACAUUUGUUUGAUGGAAAAAUACUCCUCAAAACAAAAGCCAUAUGUAUAUAAAUAGUGAUAUUUUAACCUGUAGCUUUGUUAGUCCAUUUACUCAAGUGCAAUUUUGAGCUACUUUUAACUAAAACAUUUUUAUUUUCUGCCACUAACUGUAGAUUCAUUACAUUUUCAAAGGACAUGGUUCACUUUUCUCUUCACUUAUCUUAUUUCAUGGUUUAAAUCUCGUCUGUAGUUAUUUUGAAGUUUUCAAGACAUGGUUAUCCCAGUAAAGCAAAGUAAAAGUGUACAAAAACACCGCUUGAACUGAAAAGGCAACAUUAAGACUACCUGUUUAAUACUGAGUGGGCCCUCCUCUAAUCAAGUUAAGACCCAAACAGUCCUGACCAGAUGAGGAAUGGACUCUGCUCGACAUAGGCAGGUGUGUUGUGUUAUCUGCAACCAUGAUACCUUAAAGGCAUUAGAUCAGGUUGCAUGAUGGUGCCUCCAUGUAUCAACUCGGUUGCCAAGCCAAUCUUAGAGCCCCUUUAUUGGACUGAGAUCUGGGGAACCUCCAGGCCAUCUUCCUCUAUAGUUCCAUGGUCCAGUUCUGAUGUUUACAUCAUAAUAACAAUAAUCAUGUCAUGAAAAUAUGAUGCCUUUAGGAUUAAAUCUGACUGAAAAAAUUAAAGAUCAUUUGUAAAAACU